GUUUGGGCGAACUAGCUGGGCUCAGUUCUGGUUAAUUCGUGGUCUACCCAUUAUCUAUACUCGAGUUAUGGCAUUGGUGAAGACUCUGAUUCCAGGUUCCAUCUUCUUAGCUGAGUGCUGUCACGCUCAACUGCGCUCCUUCGCUGUCCCGUCUUCCCCGUACAGUAGAAGACAAUUCAAAGCUUCUGCAACAAAAAUGGCGUCCACUGAAGCCCAAGGCAGAGGCAAGACCAUCGAUUCACAUUUGCACGUAUGGGCAUCCCCUCAAGAGGCUGCUGAUAAAUAUCCUUACUUUCCUGGCCAAGAAUCUACUUUGCCUGGACAUUUGGAUUUCUUGUUCCAGUGUAUGGAAGAAGCAAGUGUUGAUGGUGCGCUCAUCGUCCAGCCAAUCAAUCACAAGUUUGAUCAUUCAUUGGUGACCAGUGUCCUAAAGAAGCACCCUACAAAAUUUGUCGGUUGUUGCCUUGCGAAUCCUGCAGAAAAUGGAACUGGGGUUAAGCAGCUUGAAGAUCUCAUUUUGAAGGAUGGUUAUCGAGCUGUUCGCUUUAAUCCUUAUUUAUGGCCUUCCGGUCAACAGAUGACAAAUGAAGUUGGGAAGGCAAUGUUUUCAAGGGCAGGAGAGCUUGGAGUGCCAGUGGGUUUCAUGUGCAUGAAGGGUCUCAAUCUUCAUAUUUCAGAGAUUACGGAACUAUGCACAGAAUUUCCUUCAACAGCCGUUUUGCUUGAUCAUAUGGCUUUCUGCAGACCACCAACAAAUGACGAGGAAAAGCUUGCCUUUUCUGAGCUCUUAAAGCUGUCUAGAUUCCAUCAGGUAUAUGUAAAAUUCAGUGCUUUGUUCAGGGUUUCAAGAAUGUCACCCCCAUAUGAGGAUUUAGUUCCACUUCUAGCUGAAGUUGUCUCAAACUUCGGAGCAAACCGUGUCAUGUGGGGAAGCGAUUUCCCAUUUGUUGUUCCGGAAAGCGGCUACAAAGGAGGGAAAGAAGCAGCGAGUCAUAUCGCCAGUCGGGCAUCUUUGUCAUCUUCUGAGGUAGAAUGGAUCAUGGGGAAGACAGUAAUGCAACUGUUUCAAGGUCAAUGGCUUCCUUAGGCAGGCAAGCAGCAGCCUUUGCUCAUCUCUAGUAACGAGUCUUUUCUUUGCUUGACUAGUUAACCGGUUCAUCUGACGUUCAAUUAAUCUAUUAUAUGUUUAAGUCACUGAAAUAAGUGAAUGCAAUCCAAUUCAGCUGUAACUAUAAAAAAGAUUAGCCUACGUUCAAGCAUAAA
Messenger RNA from Hibiscus syriacus, 1263 nucleotides. RefSeq names its product 4-sulfomuconolactone hydrolase-like. Gene Ontology annotation, cellular component: cytoplasm. Bases 68 to 1087 code for a protein of 339 amino acids. Gene Ontology annotation, molecular function: hydrolase activity; carboxy-lyase activity. NCBI's taxonomy places the organism in Eukaryota, Viridiplantae, Streptophyta, Magnoliopsida, Malvales, Malvaceae. The record is from RefSeq and is a predicted model, not a curated record. Gene Ontology annotation, biological process: secondary metabolic process. The transcript has 10 exons.